Culex pipiens pallens (northern house mosquito) is the source of this 1961-nucleotide messenger RNA. RefSeq lists its product as uncharacterized. The transcript has 2 exons. The record is from RefSeq and is a predicted model, not a curated record. Lineage: Eukaryota; Metazoa; Arthropoda; Insecta; Diptera; Culicidae. Gene Ontology annotation, molecular function: protein binding. The coding region runs from base 132 to 1961 and encodes 609 amino acids.
AGUGAGAGAAAGAUUAGGCGAUAAGUGGAAACCCUUAUCAGUAAUCUACUUCCUAAGAUUCCACAUCUGUUCUACUCAGUAAAUUAGCAGGUCCCGUGACCAGUCCCAGUCUGUCCCCCGUUCGAUUCACAAUGGUUUCCUGUGAGAUUUGCAGCAGAUCGGUCUGUUCGACCGAAAAGAAGGUAAAGUGCAGUGGACCGUGCGCCAAAGUGUUCCACCUGUUGUGUGCCGAUCUGAACAAAACCUACGGCCGAGCGCUGGCCGCCGAGGUCGGUCUGUACUGGUUCUGUGCCGAGUGCCGAGGGAUUCUGGUUGGCCAAAAGGGCGGAACUUUGCUGGCUGAUCUUUUCAAACGCGUUGACACGAUCGAAAAGGCCAUUUGCCGAGGGGACUCUGGUGAGGAUUUGAUCAACGGUGAAACGGCGGAGGUGUCGGCUUUGGAGCUUCUUCCAGUGGAAAUCUGGGUAAAGGUGUUCCAGAAUUUAAGCGGAUAUCAGCUGCGUCAAAUUCGACAGACAUGUCGCAGUUGGAACCAGAUUGUGGGCAGUUCAACUUCGUUGAUGAACAAGUUGAUGCUUCGGCUGCCAAAGGGCAUUAUUUUGGACCAGGACAGUGAGGAAGCUGAGCUUCUUUUGUCAUGCAAGAAUCGCUAUUUACACGUCGUUUUGGAUCAGAUUAGGAUCGUAAGAGUGAACAGGUGGUGGCUAUCGGUAGCUGAAAAUCUGGAAAGUUUGUCCAUAACCAAGAGUCCAAUCACAAUCGCUUCGUUGCUCGCCAUGCUGAAGCCAUUACAUAACCUCAAAAGCCUAACGUUGUCAUGUGGUCCCUUCGUCGAUGCCCGCAAUUGCCCGACAAAGCUGAACUUCAAGCUACCUGCGCUGGAAACGCUGGUCCUGGAGGAGGUUGACCAGAGCGAUCUGUUGGACGUUUUCGCACAUGUUUGCCCUCGACUUAAAGUACUCAAACUUCCCACCGGAAGCUGCGCGGAGACCCAUCCGCAAAAGGUGGCCAAGCUGGUCGCCGCCGUUAAGGGGACACUGCAAGAAGUUGAACUCCCGAUAUUACAACGUUUAUGGCUAAUGCUCGGUUCGAUCGACGAGUUGCACUUUAAAGCGAUGAGCUUUUCAGCGUGUAACGAACAAUUGGCUAUGAAACAAAGUCACUUGAUGAAUUUGGUCCAAAAGUUUCCCACUAUUGAGAUGCUGAAUCUAUCAUCCACUAUCAUUUCCCUCGAUGCGACUUUUGAAGCAAUCGGUAAACAUCUAACAAACCUGAAACGUCUGCAGAUUUCUCCUCGCGGAAGCUCAGAUCCUCUGUCUACAACAUUCCUUCAUCAAAUGCUGGAUCUCACACACCUGGACAUCACUGGUUGCAAUCGUUACUAUUCCUCAAAUGAACUCAGCUUUACCAACUGCAGAAAUAACAGCCUCAAAUUUCUAAGCUUGAAAAACUUACAAAUUUCCAAACCCUACUCGGGUGCCUUCCCGUACAUCACUCAUCUCAACCUGUCGGACUGUAAAGUUGAUAGCUGGUCGGUCAUUUUUGAUCCCACCCUGCCAUCUCUCCGUCACAUCACGCUCGAUUCAGUUAGCGUUGAAAAGUUCGAAGACUAUCUGGCAGAUUACAUGGAAAAUUUACAACAUCUCAGCAUUCGCAAAUGUGAGCUAAGGAAAUCACUUCUGGUUGCACUGGUCUCGCUCUGUCCAAAAUUAACCGAGAUCAGCUUAAGCAACGUUGGUGAUGUGGAUGAUGAAGUUGUACAAACGGUUUUCAAAAAGUUGAACAAUCUCAGGAAAAUUGCUAUCAAAGACUGCUACAAAACAACCAAACUUUCUAUGAAGCACUUUGAAAGGCAUCGUUCGGAAGUGGAGUUUAGUCAUUUUAGCAACUGUAAUAUCAGAAACCAAUCAGUGGAAUACACUUCAAGACCUUACGAAACCUAUUCUGAUUAUUCAGACUGA